AUGCAAAGAGUAGCAGAAGUCAGGAAUCCAGCUCUUCAGUACCUGAAUAUCUCCAUCUCCUGCCACACGAAUGCGAAAUUCUACCCUCCUUGGAUAAGCGGCAAGGAGACAAGAGAUGGCUUGAAGACAAGCACAGUGCUCAGUAAAACCUGUAAGAGAAGGCCACUGGACUUGUGGCGCCCGGGGUGCAAAGACAGACAGACAUUAGGCCUUGGGAAGAGACUCCACACCGCUGGCCCGUCCAACAGACCACAGCAGAGAGAUGGACGCCUUCGGAUCAGCGGUGGGCACCUAAGUCUGACCCGGGAGGUGGCGCCGGGAGCCAAGGCAGGAGGGCAGCGGAGGACAAGCUCUGGGUCCCGGUCUCCACGCUGCGGGCGAGCUGUCACCUGGAGAGCUGUCAAGCCUCCCGAGCCCACGCCGCCUCCGAGACCAGAGAAAGUUCGAUUGUGCUCCAGUCCUCUCGGGACCCUAAGGCCGCUUCUGCAGUUAGUGUUGCGGGCAAGACCUGGGAGUCAGGUUGCACUUUGGUGUGACCAGCCCUACGUCAAAGAAGCUAAGAAGAAAGCACCCUGUCCUGGACUUGGCUUGUUUUACACAUUAUUGUCUGCCUUCCUUUUGUCAGUGGCCUCUUUAUUUGUUAAAAAAGUGCAAGACGUCCAUGCUGUAGAAAUUAGUGCAUUUCGAUGUGUGUUCCAAAUGCUAGUUAUUAUCCCUUGCUUAAUAUACAGAAAAACUGGGUUUAUAGGCCCAAAAGGUCAACGACGUUUCCUCCUUCUCAGAGGAGCCCUUGGUUCUACUGCCAUGAUCCUUAUAUACUAUGCUUUCCAGACAACGUCCCUCGCAGAUGCCACAGUUAUCUCCUUUAGCUGCCCAGUGUUUACAGCUCUGUUUGCUUGGAUAUUUCUCAAGGAAAAGUAUAGCCUUUGGGAUGCUUUCUUCACCUUGUUCACAAUCACCGGAGUGAUCCUUAUCGUGAGACCACCAUUUUUGUUUGGUUCCAACACUUCGGGGAUGGAAGGAAGCUAUUCAGUCCACCUUCAGGGAACAUUUGCAGCUAUUGGACAUGCUGUGUUUGCUGCAAUGACUCUAGUUAUCCUAAGAAAAAUGGGAAAAUCUGUGGACUAUUUUCUGAGCAUUUGGUAUUAUGUCAUACUUGGCCUCACUGAAAGCAUCAUCGUCCUCUUUAUACUAGGAGAAUGGAGUCUUCCUUACUGUGGGCUGGACAGGCUGUUUAUCAUACUCAUCGGGCUCUUAGGUUUGGGGGGUCAGAUCUGUAUCACGAAAGCAGUUCAAAUAGAAAAAGCAGGACCUGUGGCAAUAAUGAAGACAAUGGAUGUGGUCUUUGCUUUUACCUUUCAGGUUAUUUUCUUUAAUGAUAUUCCUACCUGGUGGACAGUGGGUGGUGCUCUCUGUGUAGUAGCCAGUAGUACUGGAGCAAUUAUUCGCAAAUGGCUCCAAAGUUCCAAAUGAAGCAUUUUUGUUGAAAUCUAUAUCUUUUUUAAGCAUAUAUCAGCCAGUUCAGACAUAGUACAAACAUACACACACACCUGGAAAAUCUGCAUUUAUUCCUUGAUUAUAUUUAAUAAAUUUCAUAAAGUACCAUUUUUGAAUAUGGUAUUUUUCUAAUUAAGAAUAGCUAGUCUGUUUGGUGUAGAAAGUUUUUUGUUAGAUUUUGAUUUUGUUUGGGUUUUUUUUUGUUUUUUUUUUGUA
Fukomys damarensis (Damara mole-rat) is the source of this 1713-nucleotide messenger RNA. RefSeq names its product solute carrier family 35 member G1 (gene Slc35g1). NCBI's taxonomy places the organism in Eukaryota, Metazoa, Chordata, Mammalia, Rodentia, Bathyergidae. Gene Ontology annotation, cellular component: plasma membrane; endoplasmic reticulum membrane. The coding region runs from base 1 to 1473 and encodes 490 amino acids. The record is from RefSeq and is a predicted model, not a curated record. The transcript has 6 exons. Gene Ontology annotation, biological process: calcium ion export across plasma membrane; regulation of cytosolic calcium ion concentration.